AAUUGUAUAGUAUACAAAAUUUAAUAAAAGUAUCUUAAAUAUUUGUAUGGAUUCAAUAAUGCACAUAAGUGCGAUAUCAUAAACAUAUCUUUUAUGUUGUGUAUUCCUCAGACCUGUAUAAUAAUCUCUUGAUAAAUCAAGUUAAAUUGUUGAAUGAUUUACCACAAAUUCUAAAUAAUUUUAUUAUCUUACAUUAAAAAGAAAUAUAUAUGUAAAUUUUUAAUAUACACUAUUAAUUGUAUGUGCGUGAGUUUAGAAGUUAUUUUUUAAAAAUAUAUCUUUCAAAAAUAGAAUAUUGAUUUGUUUAAAAAAUUUGUAGCAAAAUUCAAGAAUGGUUGAUCGCUCUGAAACUUCAAAUGAAAAUUUAGAAGAUAUUACAAAAGCAUUAGAAGAUAUGGACAGUUUAGAUAUAAAAUUAUUUAAUGACACAUUUAAAAAUUCAAAUUCCAACAGUGUUCUCAAAGAUUUUAAUAUACAAUCUGAUGGUGAAAUUAAAAAAAAAGUUAUAUUUAAAGAUUCUAAUGAGGAUGAUUUAUUAACUGAUUUGUUAUCUGAUGAAGAAAUUUCUGUAAAAGAAGAAAAGAAUCUGUUUACAUCUAAUAUCAAAAGUAACUUGAUGGAAGAUCUUUUCAAAAUAAAAAAUCCAGUUACAUCUGCAAAUAUUAGACCAAAUAAUGAACUGGGGUUUCAUUUUGAGCAAGCAGAAGCUAAUCAGUUGUCUUCGCAGAAACUACCUGCUUACUCAAUUUCUGAAAAUAAUUUUGCUUCUCAAAAUGAAUCAAUCAAAGACAGAAACACACAAAAGUUGAAAAAUGUAUCUCGAAAUGAAGAAGAUAUUUUAACAAGCUUAAUUGAUAAAUCUGAUAUAAUAGAUAAAACAAGGAGACCAUCUUUAAGAGAGCAUUUAUUCGAAAAUCAAUCUAAUUUAUCAAAUGUUAUGGAUUCUAUCAUUCCUAAAAAUAAUAAGAAAAUAGAAUUAGAAACUAUGGCUCAGUCUACAAAUACUAUACAUGAAUCAAAAUUGGAUACUACUAAUGCAUCGACUAGAUCUUUUACGAAAGAAUCUCGUAGAGGUAGGAGAAAUACAAAAAUCGUGAAUGAUCCCCUUGGUUUGCUAUCAGCUGAUUUAUUGCUGGAUCAAAGUCCUGAAUUGGUAUCAAAUGGAAAUGUACCACCUAAGAAUUCUAUUAUACAAAAUACCAAAACAGAAAAAGAUUUACCAGAAUGGUUAGGUGGUUCAAGAAAAUUAGAAGAUAAAAAAUCAGAAAUAAGAAUGAGAGCAAUAGCUGAAAUUGAUAAAAUAGAUACUUCUAAACAAAAUGUUGAAAUUCACGAUGCAAACAGUACAAUAAAUUUGAAAACAUCUGGUGCAAAUGAUUUAGGAGAUGCAUCUAUUUUUCCAGAACAUUUUACACUGUUGUAUAGUACACAAUUAAACCAACAAAAUGCACUUGUAAAUAUACAACAACAAGAACAUGAAUUAAGAACAGCAGCAAUACUUUCCCAACAAAACGAACAAUUAAAUAAAAUAUCAAGUGCUCAACAUUCCAUGCUGCAUAAUCAAGAGGAACAAUUUAAUGCUCUUCUAAAAUUACAAUUUGAAAAACAACUUUUAUUGGAGAAACAAAUAAAAAUGCAGCAAGAACGUAUUAAUCAAUAUAUUAAUGUUUUGAUGACACAGCCAGGAUCAGUAUCAAGUACUACAUCAAUUUAUACAAGUUGCAAAUCGGAUUUAUGUGAAGAGGAAAAGAAGUUUGUAAAUGAAAUAAAAGAAAUGAAAGAUAUAAUAAAAAGACUGGAAGGAGAAAAAUCAAAAUUAGAGAAUAAAUUAUCUACCAUAGAUGAAAAAUACAAUAAUGAAAUAUUAUUUCAAGCAGAGUUUUAUGAAAGACAAAUUUCAUUUUUAAAGGAUUCAAUAACAAAAUCAGAAGAAAGAGUUAAACAGGAAAUAGAAUAUUUAGAAACAGAUUAUAUAACAAAAUUUGAAAAGUUAAGAGAUGAAAAAUUACAACUAGAAAAUCAGUGCAAAGAAGAAAUUCAUAAUCUGAAGGUUAAAUAUUUUAUUCCACUUAUUAUAUCUAACAAACAUGCUCAACACAUAGAAGAACUUUGUAAACUACAUUCUGAAAAUAUAACACUAUUGCAAAGGGAAUAUUAUAAUAUAAUAGAAAGUACAUCUAAAGCUAAGCAAAUAGAAGCUCAAAUGAUAGAAACUAUGACAACUCGGAAGACUGACAUAGAGGAUAUAUUAGAAAAAGCUAAUGUUAUUAUUGAGAGUAUGGUAGAAAAUAAAAAUAGAUUAGAGAUUAAACAUAAUGAAAUAAUGGAAUCUGAAGCAAACAUUUUAAAAUUACAGGAAGAUGACAUAAAAGCUCAAAAACAUGAAUUAAAAUAUCAAAAUAGUGUCUUAGAAGAACAUCGUAAUAAAUUUAUAAAAACAACAGAGAAAUUUGACGCUCAUCUUACACAACUCAUAACUGAACUUCAAAAACAAAGUACAUUAUAUACUCAAGCAACAGAAACACUUCAGAAAAAAACAACAAAUCUACUGCGAGAAAAAGAAUUAUUCGAAGAAAAAAUGAAGUGGGAACGAGACUAUAUGCAGGCAUUAAAAGAAGCCUGGGUAAAAGAACAAGAGAAACAAUUAAAAUUGCUUGCAGAAGAAAAAGAAGUAAUAGCAAUUGAAAAAACACACUUAGAAGUUUUAAAUAAAUUGAAAAGUAAUAGUGGUGAAACUAUUAAAGUAGAGUUGGAAACUGCUAUUAAAACUGCACAGGACGCAAAUGCAUCUGCUAGCCGAGAAAAAUUAAAAUGGGAAGAAAAAAUUAAUGAGCUUAAUGUUUAUAAGCAAAUUCUACAAGAUAAGGAAGAUUUACUCAUUUUACAUGCCAAAGAACUUGAAUAUCUUACGCAGUCGGCUUUAACUAAAAAGGAAGAAGGAGUAAAAGCUUUAAAAAAUGCAAAAUAUUUAGAAAAUCAGAAUAAAGAAAAAUUUAAUCAGCUACAAAUACAAAUUCAAGCAUUGAUGGAAAGAGAAAAAAAAGUUGCAACUGAAAGAUAUAAUGUUACAAAAGAUAAAAUUAAAGGAGUUUUAUCUACUUAUGAAACUGAAAGACCAGAAAGGGAUAUUUCACAUAAUUUUCAGAAUGAGAUAAUACCUUCCUCUGGAAUACAAUCGAAAUCUGAGAUCACUACAGAAUUAAUGAGUAUUGUAGAUCCAAAUUUAAUUAUGUUAAAAUUAAACAUUAAUGAUGACUUUAAAUCUAUUAAUAAAUACAUGUAAAGCUUUGAAUCGAUAUUUUAUAAAGAUUUUAAAAUCAUAAUUUAUACAAGAUUUUAA
Messenger RNA from Bombus pascuorum, 3340 nucleotides. It is a transcript of the gene twy, whose product is annotated as myosin-8-like. Gene Ontology annotation, cellular component: ciliary transition fiber; ciliary basal body; centriole. The transcript has 13 exons. NCBI's taxonomy places the organism in Eukaryota, Metazoa, Arthropoda, Insecta, Hymenoptera, Apidae. The coding region runs from base 332 to 3283 and encodes 983 amino acids. The record is from RefSeq and is a predicted model, not a curated record. Gene Ontology annotation, biological process: establishment of epithelial cell polarity; cilium assembly.